AACUCUCAUGCUCAAGGGAUCUUCCUGCUGCCAGCCUUCUGAGUGCUGGGACUACAGGUCUGCUCUGCUGCCAACGUGCUGCACCUGUGAGCCAGAGGAGAGUUGGAGCUCUGCUGCCAGUACCAUGGACACCACGGUUGGCAAUGGCGCAGGCCUCAGGGAUGAGAGCAUCGCGAACCUGCUGGUGUUUUCCUUCCUCCAUGCCCACAACAACUGUAAUUUCCACAAAGAGCUGGAGGCCCUGGGCCAGGAACUCCCUGUUGGAGUUUGCCUGGAGGCAGACCAUGAUGAUGAGCUGCAGACGGAUGGUAACAGGGCCAGCCGCCUCCUCUACGGGGGAAGGAGAGAGGGAGAUUCUGAAAAUCAAGAAGUAAUUCACAGUAUUGCCUGUCAUCUCGCGGAAAUUGGGGAUGAGUUGGACCGCAGCAUCCAUCCCGGACUGGUGAGCCAGCUGGCCAUGCACUUCAGGAACCCGAGUCUGUCAGAGGAGGACAGAAGGCACUACCUGGCUGCCGCUGUGGAGAAGGCGAUGCAGACCUACGCUACAGACAUGGAGCAGGAGAAGGCCAGGCUGAUCUUGGCCAUGCUGCUGGUCAGAAAGGUGGCUGAUCACACACCGUCCUUGCUCCGAGGCAUCUUUCACACAACAGUGAACUUUAUUAACCAGAACCUGCUCACCUAUAUGAGGGACUUAAUCAGAAAUGAGAUGGAUUGAACAGAGGGCUCUGCAGAAGCACAACUGGCAAAACUUGACAUGGUGACAGCAAGAUGGUACCGUGGCCGUGAAAACAUGCCUUAGAGAAGACAGGCACUGACAGUCACCUAUUCUCCCUGUUCUUGGGGUACUGUAAGCUGAUUACUUACUGAGAAGCAUCUACAUUGAUAUACUUGAAUAAAAUGCAAUCCUGGUGAUAUUUAACAGGUUUCACGUUACCCCCGCAUCUUCACCUUGUGCCUUUAUCUUAUGUCAGCUGUACAGGUUCCCACUUGAAAAUUAAAUUAAAAAGCGGACUGUAAUGCAGAAGAAAAGAAACACACUUUUUUGUUGUUGUUGUUAAAAAAAGUUGCUAUUUAUUAAAGUACAACCUUGGGGCAUGGUCUUAACAGCAGUCUUGGAGGAAAAAUGCACAGCCCUUACAAGGGAGGAAAUUCCCCCAAAA
This is a messenger RNA of Fukomys damarensis (Damara mole-rat), 1160 nucleotides long. It is a transcript of the gene Bid, whose product is annotated as BH3 interacting domain death agonist. Gene Ontology annotation, cellular component: cytoplasm; mitochondrion; cytosol. Gene Ontology annotation, biological process: positive regulation of intrinsic apoptotic signaling pathway; positive regulation of release of cytochrome c from mitochondria; positive regulation of extrinsic apoptotic signaling pathway. Lineage: Eukaryota; Metazoa; Chordata; Mammalia; Rodentia; Bathyergidae. The transcript has 6 exons. Bases 8 to 715 code for a protein of 235 amino acids. The record is from RefSeq and is a predicted model, not a curated record.